Messenger RNA from Rhododendron vialii, 4067 nucleotides. Its product is annotated as alpha-mannosidase 2. The transcript has 4 exons. Bases 117 to 3611 code for a protein of 1164 amino acids. Gene Ontology annotation, biological process: N-glycan processing; mannose metabolic process; protein deglycosylation. The record is from RefSeq and is a predicted model, not a curated record. Lineage: Eukaryota; Viridiplantae; Streptophyta; Magnoliopsida; Ericales; Ericaceae. Gene Ontology annotation, molecular function: alpha-mannosidase activity; carbohydrate binding. Gene Ontology annotation, cellular component: Golgi membrane.
CCAACUUCCUACGUACAUCAGUCCUCAGUCAAUUUGAUCCCAGGCAUCUAGCGAUCUUCUCUUCACUCUCCCUAAGACGAACACCACCUCGCCGGCUGCCGUUCUCCGCCACCGGAAUGCUCUCCUCUACCCGCCGCGGAGGAGGCUGGGGGGCCCACAACCUCCUCCCCACAACCUCCCCCCCACCCCCCUCCUCCCCAAACCCUAACCCCAAAUCCAAACCCCUCCGCAUCAAAUCCCGAAAACACCCCUCUUCCCUCAAAACCUUCCUCUUCUCCCACUUCCUCACCAUCACCAUCACCCUCUCUCUCCUCUCCAUCCUGUCUCUCCUCAUCCUCCUCCUCCCCCACCCCUCCUCCCACUCUUCCCGCCCCAAACCCCACCGAAGCCCUAGAAAACCCGUCUACCGGAAACCUCCGGCUCUAGCCGACCGCGACGUCGUUUCGGGCGCAGUCGUGGAUAUAACGACGAAAGACUUGUAUGAUAGGAUUGAGUUUAGGGAUGUGGAUGGUGGGCCGUGGAAGCAGGGGUGGAGGGUGGGGUAUAAAGGGAACGAGUGGGAUGAGGAAAAGCUCAAGGUUUUCGUGGUUCCUCACUCGCAUAAUGAUCCGGGGUGGAAGCUCACGGUGGAGGAGUACUAUACUAGGCAGUCGAGGCAUAUUCUUGAUACCAUUGUUGACACGCUUUCUAAGGAUGCCCGCCGUAAGUUUAUAUGGGAAGAGAUGUCCUAUUUGGAGAGAUGGUGGAGGGAUGCCUCAGGAACUAAAAGAGAAUCUUUCAUUAAUUUAGUGAAGAAUGGACAGUUAGAAAUUGUCGGAGGUGGCUGGGUGAUGAAUGAUGAGGCUAAUUCACAUUACUUCGCUAUAAUUGAACAGAUGAUGGAGGGGAACAUGUGGUUGAAUGACACCAUUGGGGUUGUUCCCAAAAAUUCUUGGGCAAUAGAUCCUUUUGGUUACUCACCUACCAUGGCGUAUCUACUACGUCGCAUGGGCUUUGAAAACAUGCUUAUACAGAGGACCCACUAUGAGCUGAAAAAGGAACUGGCUCUGAAUACAAAUUUGGAAUACGUGUGGCGGCAAAGCUGGGACGCGGAGGAAACAACUGAUAUUUUCGUCCACAUGAUGCCCUUUUAUUCUUAUGAUGUUCCACAUACUUGUGGGCCAGAGCCUGCAGUUUGUUGCCAGUUUGAUUUUGCAAGAAUGCGUGGCUUUGUUUAUGAACUCUGCCCUUGGGGAGAACAUCCCGUGGAGACCAAUCAGGAGAAUGUGGCGGAAAGAGCCCUCAAACUGCUAGACCAGUACAAGAAGAAAUCAACACUUUACCGAACAAACACCCUUCUUGUUCCCCUUGGUGAUGAUUUUCGUUACAUCAGUAUAGAUGAAGCGGAAGCACAAUUCAGAAACUACCAAUUGUUAUUCGAUUACAUCAAUUCUAAUCCCAGCUUGAAUGCCGAAGCAAAGUUUGGAACUUUGGACGACUAUUUCCGAACACUUAGGGAGGAGUCUGACAGAAUUAAUUAUUCACGGCCCGGUGAGGUUGGCUCUGGUCAAAUUGGAGGAUUUCCUUCUUUAUCAGGUGACUUCUUUACUUAUGCUGAUAGACAACAGGACUACUGGAGUGGCUACUAUGUAUCUAGGCCAUUCUUCAAGGCUGUGGAUCGUGUUUUAGAACAUACGCUUCGUGCCUCGGAAAUGAUGAUGGCAUUCUUAUUGGGAUACUGCCAGAGAGGAUCCUGUGAAAAAUUGCCCAUUAGUUUUUCCUACAAGUUGACAGCUGCAAGAAGAAACUUGGCUCUUUUUCAACAUCAUGAUGGAGUAACUGGUACUGCUAAGGAUCAUGUGGUUGAGGACUACGGAACAAGGAUGCAUACCGCUUUACAGGAUUUGCAAAUUUUCAUGUCUAAGGCUAUUGAAGUACUUCUCGGAAUCCGCCACGACAAAUCCGAUCAUAUCCCAGCUCAGUUCGAGCCAGCUCAGGUGAGAUCUAAAUACGAUGCCCAACCAGUGCAUAAUGCAAUCAGUGCGAAUGAAGGAACUGCACAAUCAGUUGUUUUAUUUAAUCCUUUGGAGCAAACAAGUGAUGAAGUCGUGAUGGUUACUGUUGAUAGGCCGGAUGUGACUGUUUUGGACUCAAACUGGACUUGCGUAAAAAGCCAAGUAUCUCCUGAAUUGCAGCAUGAUAAAAGCAAGAUUUUUACUGGGAGGCACCGAGUCCAUUGGAAGGCUUCGGUCCAACCCCUAGGGUUGCAAGUGUAUUACAUUGCUAAUGGAUUUGUUGGAUGUGAGAAGGCCAAGCCUGUGAAACUCAGCUAUUUCACGGAGGGAACCAAUUUUUCUUGCCCCACUCCAUAUUCAUGUUCAAAAUUAGAGGGUGACACCAUGGUAAUCCGUAACAGGCAUCAAACUCUCACUUUCAAUGUCAAUCUAGGCUUGCUGCAGAAAAUAAGCCGCGAUGAUGGUUCGCAAAAUGAUGUUGGUGAAGAAAUAGGUAUGUAUUCUAGUUCAGAAAGCGGAGCAUAUCUAUUCAAACCCAAUGGUGAUGCUGAUCCUAUUGCCCAACCUGGUGGGCAGCUGUUGGUAUCCGAGGGUCCUUUGAUGCAGGAAGUUUACUCUUAUCCUAAGACUGCAUGGGAGAAAAGCCCAAUCUCACAUAGUACUCGUAUUUAUCAUGGCGAUAGCUCGGUACAAGAAUUUCUUAUCGAGAAAGAAUACCAUGUUGAGCUACUUGGUAGUGCUUUCAAUGACAGAGAACUAAUAGUCAGGUACAAGACAGACUUUGAUAACAAAAGGGUAUUCUAUUCUGAUUUGAAUGGAUUUCAAAUGAGCCGGAGAGAAACCUAUGACAAGAUUCCUCUACAGGGAAAUUACUACCCGAUGCCUUCACUCGCUUAUAUGCAAGGACCUGAUGGUCAUCGUUUUUCUGUCCAUAGCAGGCAGUCACUUGGCGUGGCAAGCCUUAAAAAUGGAUGGCUAGAGAUCAUGCUUGACCGUCGAUUGGUAAGAGACGAUGGACGUGGUCUUGGGCAAGGAGUGAUGGAUAACCGACCAAUGAACGUAAUUUUCCACAUCCUUGUGGAAUCCAACAUUUCCUCCACUUCAAAUCCUGUUUCAAACCCUCUCCCUCUAAGCCCCUCUCUCCUAUCUAAUCGUGUGGGUGCCCGGUUGAACUAUCCGUUGCACGUUUUCAUCGCCAAGAAACCCCAAGAAGUAUCCGUGCAGCCGCCUCCUAGAUCAUUCUCUCCUUUGGCUUUCUCAUUGCCUUGUGACUUACAUAUUGUGAGUUUUAAGGUUCCUCGUCCGGCUAAGUAUUCUCUGCAGCCCACUGAAGACCCAAGGUUUCUUCUAAUUUUGCAGAGGUGGCAUUGGGAUUCUUCGUAUUGUCGGAAAGGUAGGGCUCAGUGUUCGAGCGUGGGCGAUGAGCCAAUAAGCUUGUUCGACAUGUUUAAGGGGCUUGCAGUCUUGAAUGCAAGAGCUACCUCUUUGAAUCUUCAGCAUGAAGACACAGAGAUGCUUGGGUAUACCGAGCAAGGAGAUGUUGCCCAAGAAGGACACGUGCUAAUCUCUCCCAUGGAAAUACAGGCUUACAAAUUAGAAAUACGGCCGCACCAAUGAUUCCAAGUACUAAUCAUUGUGCUGUUUGCUCAACUGGUGCCGACUAUGCUGGGCUAAUGACGAAGAGGGUGAGUAUGCUGUUUUUUGGAAAAACUUCAGAAUACCAGAUGGGCCAUAUCAUUACCCCUAUACAAUGUACAUAUUUGUGCAAAUUAAUGCUGCUCCUGGCGUUGUGACCAUCUGUGGAAGCGGCGGGACAUUACUGGGUAUCCAAGCUCAUCUAGAUGUUUUUCGCUCGGCAUUUUCUAGUAUGACAGAGCUGCUGUUGUGUCAUCCUAAAAUUCUUGUCAAAUCCGUUUGAAGUUUAUUUGGAAAAUAACAAGAUAUACCUCGCUUACAAUCUGUAAUCAUAGUAUUUGUAUUGUCAUUAUAAAAUUUUGCUCCUGAGGCUGAACUUUUGUACGGAGUAUGUAGUAUCAGAUUUCAAUAUGCAUGGAUAGAUACGCCAUUGUUGCA